AUUAGAGAGAGGAUAGAGGGACAUUAGAGAGAGGAGAGAGGGACAUGGAGAGAGGGACAUUAGAGAGAGAGAGAGAGAACAAGAAAAUGAGGUGAUGGGAAAGAAAUGAACCCAGAAGGACUGCGACCACAUGCCCUGAGGGUGAUGACGAGGACCAUCAGGAUCUGGUCCUAGAUCAGAGCGCACCGCUGAAGAAUAGUAAUGUGUUGGUUGCAUAAGGGCUGUACUGAGAUCAGUUCUGACAGAGAAACCUGGUCAAAUGGGAGCAACCUGGUCAAACAGGAGCUGGAGGACACCAUGAACCUGACCUAGAAUCAGUGAUGGUCAUCACCGUCUGGUCACCACAUAUGUACUUAUGUACUAUGGCACUUUACCACCACAAAUGAGAUUCUAGACACUAAACUUAACCUUAAAUAUUUCCUAAUCUAACCUAAUCUUAACCCCUAACCCUAACCUUAAAUAUUUCCUAAUCUAACCUAAUCUUACCCCCUAACCCUAACCUUAAAUCUUUCCUAAUCUAACUCAAUCUUACCCCCUAAUCCUAACCUCAACCCUUCCUAAUCUAAUCUAAUCUCACCCCCUAAUCCUAACCUUAACCCUUCCUAAUCUAACCUAAUCUUACCUCCUAACCCUAAUCUUAAUGCUUUCCUAAUCUAACCUAAUCUAUAAAACGUGCUAGUGCUAGUAAGAUACGACGUGCUAGUAAGAUAAGAUGUGCUAGUGAGAUAAGACGUGUUAGUAAAAUAAGAUGUGCUAGUGAGAUAAGACGUGCUAGUGAGAUAAGACGUGUUAGUGAGAUAAGACGUGCUAGUGAGAUAAGACGUGCUAGUGAGAUAAGACGUGCUAGUGAGAUAAGACGUGCUAGCGAGAUAAGACGUGCUAGCGAGAUAAGACGUGCUAGCGAGAUAAGACGUGCUAGCGGGAUAAGACGUGCUAGCGGGAUAAGACGUGCUAGCGAGAUAAGACGUGCUAGCGAGAUAAGACGUGCUAGCGAGAUAAGACGUGCUAGCGAGAUAAGACGUGCUAGCGAGAUAAGACAUGUUAGCGAGAUAAGACGUGCUAGUGAGAUAAGAUGUGCUAGCGAGAUAAGACGUGCUAGCGAGAUAAGACGUGCUAGCGAGAUAAGACGUGCUAGCGAGAUAAGACGUGCUAGCGAGAUAAGACAUGUUAGCGAGAUAAGACGUGCUAGUGAGAUAAGACGUGCUAGUGAGAUAAGACGUGCUUGUGAGAUAAGACGUGCUAGUGAGAUAAGAGGUGUUAGUAAGCUAAAAUGUGCUAGUGAGAUAAGGGCAAGGGUGUUGCUGUUUGUUUCUGAAGAUAGAGCCAGUUCCCUAACCUUAGCCUAAGUAACUUUGACCUUUUAUCCCUUAUCCUUAUCCCACGUUAAGGACAAGUAGCUCAAAUAGCUUGGACUUUUCCCUAACCUUGCACAAAAAUUCUGAUGAUACAGUUCUCUACUGCUGCUGCAGUGUAAUGAGUAGCAUUAUAUAAGGGCUGUACUGAGGUCAGUGUUGACAGACAGAGCAAGCCUUGAGUGGACAAGACAGCACCAUGAAGCUGACCCUGGACCAGUUAUCAGCCCAGCUCAGCUUCACUCCUCUGCUGCAUGUAGAGAACGCCACACAGGCCAGACUCAACAACAGUUACAGCUUCUACGACUCCCUCCUCCUCCCCUCAUCCUCCUCCUCAUCCCUCCUUCCCCCUGACUCUCUCCUCCCGUCUUCCUCCCUCUACCCUCCUGAUCCUCCCCUCUUCUCCUCCUCCUCGUCCCUCUUCCCCUCUUCCCUCCUCCCUCCUGAUGAUUCAGAGCUGACCAGUUUGUUAUGGACGGUCCAUGAGCCGACCACGGUGGCUCUGACACUCAUGUACUGCCUGUCCUUCCUGGUGGGGUUCGUAGGGAACAUCAUGUCAAUGAAGGUGCUGACCAACCGACGUAGCGAGAGGCUAGCCGCGGUCAGCGCCACACGGUACCUCCUGGUUAACCUGGCGGUGUGCGACCUGGCCGUGGUGUGUGUCUGCAUGCCCAUAACGCUGGGUCACCAGAUCUACUCGGCCUGGGUCUACGGGGACUUCCUGUGCCGAGCGGUCCCCUUCACCCAGGCCGUCUCCGUGUCAGCUAGCGUGCUAACGCUAACGGUCAUCAGCGUCAACCGUUACUUCAGUGUACGCUGCCCGCUCCGCGCCCGCUCCCUCUUCACCCACCGCCGGAUCCUCGGGACGGUCGCCGUGGUGUGGGUGGUGUCAUCGGCGAUCUGCGCCCCAUUGGUGUUCAUGAACCGGCGAGAUGAGAUCAGCCUUGGGGCGUCGUUUGUGAUCCCUGUGUGCCAGGAGGUGUGGCCGGGGCCACGUCUGAAACAGGGCUACACCGUCCUGCUCUUCGUGGCGCUCUACUGCAUCCCCGUGACCUUUAACCUCACCAUCGGCUUCCUGACUGGCCGCCGGCUCUGGGGGGACGGGAAGCGGACGUUUACGGAACUCGACUCCCGAAGCCGAGCGCUGCACACUGAGCGCCUCAAGACGAGGAAGAAGAUCGCCAAAAUGGUGGUGUCCCUGGUGCUGCUGUUUGCAGUUUCCUGGCUGCCCCUGUAUCUGGCUGAGUUCUGGAUCGACCGAGUGCAGCAUCCGCCAUCUUGGCUCAUGCAGAGCCAGCCCUUUGCCCAGUGGCUGGGCCUCACCAACUCCAGCCUCAAUCCUAUCUGCUACUGUUUCAUAGGUGAUCUCCACCGUGGGGCCAAGGUGUUCCGUACCCACUACCACCGCCGGAUCGCUGCUCUCUUUGGUUCCUCUUUCGCCAACUCCGCCACGACCACUGCCGCCGAGGGAGGAGUAGCCGCGGCAACCGUGGCCGCGUCCACGGCAGCCAUUCCCAAGUUGUUUACCUUUUCCAGGGGGGCAGGGGGGCCAGACAAGAUGGAGGACGGGUCUGAUAACAGUCUGUCUGACUGGUACAAGUCCAGCCCCAGUGUGUGUGAGAAAUCCCUACUACCCAGUCAUCCUGACAGGCCACAAACACUCUCUAUACGGACCGUCUGUGGGGACAUAAUGGACACCCCCCCUUUAAAUAGAGACUGUGGGGGUAGGAAGGACACACUCCCUUUAAGAAGACACUCUGAGGACGAACGAGGGGACACCCUCCCUUUAUGGCCUUUAGCAUCUGAGGACAGAAGAGACACCUUGCAUUUAAGACCGGCCUUUGGGGACAGACUGGACACCCGGAUUGUACACCUCCCUUUAAGGCAAAUCUUCCCUUUAAGCACUGUCUCUGUGGACAGCAGAGUGGACACCUCGCCUUUAAGACCAGAUGGUGGGGGUGAGAAAACAGACAGCCUCCCUUUAAGAGGAGACACCUCUCCUUUAAGACCAGACUCUGCGGACAUUAUAUCAGACCAUAUAACAAGCCUGUGAACUCUGUGAAUCGUCAGAUGAAGUCAGAGAGAGAGAGAGAGAGGGACAGAGAGGCCUUGGAGGGAAUCACUAAUCUAUAGGGGAGAUGAUCACUGGGAGGGAUAAACACACACACAUCCUGGAUCGAUAGACUGUCUGUUGUAUCAUCAACACAGUGGGACCUGUUUCUCUCCCUGCAGACAGUUGGGAAACUACACCCAUUGGCUCACUGCCUGUGAUUGACAGCCCACGGUGAUCCUGCCCACUGGUGUUUACAAAGCAGUUUAUCCUCCGUUAGUAGGGAUAUGUGCAUCCCAAAUGGCACCCUAUUCCCUAUAUAGUGCACUACUGUAGACCAGGGCCAUAUUCCCUAUAGAGAACACUACUAUAGACCAGAGCCCUAUUCCCUAUAUAAAACCCUA
Messenger RNA from Oncorhynchus mykiss (rainbow trout), 3806 nucleotides. RefSeq lists its product as uncharacterized. Lineage: Eukaryota; Metazoa; Chordata; Actinopteri; Salmoniformes; Salmonidae. The record is from RefSeq and is a predicted model, not a curated record. Gene Ontology annotation, cellular component: plasma membrane. Gene Ontology annotation, biological process: G protein-coupled receptor signaling pathway. Gene Ontology annotation, molecular function: G protein-coupled receptor activity.